UAGUCACAAUUGGUUUGAAUACUGUAGCAAUAAUGAUGCCUUUUCCCAAUGUGUUUAAAGUGUUUGAUUCACAUUUACGGGAUUUAUAUGGUAGACCGUGUGCAUUGGGUUAUUGUAUUUUAAUAUCACUGGAAGGAAUUGAAAAUCUUGCAGAGUAUUUGCGAUUAAUAUCAAAGUCAAGUGAGACAAAUAUUUUAGUACCAUUUAAAUUAAAGGGAGUAAAGUGCAUUAUUAAUGAGGAUAUGGACACAGGGCUUGAUUCAAAAGGUACUGAAAAUUAAAGUAUUGCAGACCUGCUGAGCAAUUUGAACAAUCAAACAUAAACUCAGAAAAAGUGGACAGCAUUAGAAAUAUUCAAACAUCUAGAAAAAGGUGGAGAACUAAUGAAUCAACCAAACAAAGUGACGCUAGAGUUGCAAAAAUGAUUGAAUACAAUAGUUUAAAAAAGCUAAAUGAGACCAGUGAGCUAACAGAAACUAGGCUUGCCAAAGAUAAUAAUUGCAAAAAAGUAAGAAGACAAAAUGAGAUGGCAGAGCAACGACAAUGUACACUUGCCAUUGACAGUAAUGCUAAAAAAGCUAGAAGACAAAAUGAGACUGUUGAGCAAAGGGAAAGUAGACUUGCCAUUGACAGUAAUGCUAAAAAAGCUAGAAAACAAAAUGAGACUACUGAGCAAAGAGAAAGUUGUCUUAUUGACAGUAAUGCUAAAAAAGCUAGAAGAUAAAGUAAGAUUGCUGAACAAAGGAAAAGUACACUUGCCAUUGACAGUAAUGCUAAAAAAGCUAGAAGAAGAAAUGAGACCGAUGAGCAAAGAGAAGCUAGACUUGCAAAAGACAGAGAAAGAAAGAGCUUCUAGAAAAUAUGCACAAUCUACAAAGCAUCAUAAACAUAAAGGUAAUGAAAUGCAUUCAGUUGGAACUACAAAUGCAAUAAAUUGUUGCUUGCCACGAAAAGAUUUUGGCAUAUGUACACAUAUUACCAAGUUUCAUAACUCUAUAUCCACAGGACCUCUAUAUGUUUUCAUUUGCUGUGAUCAAUUGUGGUAUAAACAUUCUGUCUCUCCUGCAGACAAAUUAAGAUUGUUCGAUCGUGACAUAACUCAGGAUCUGCAGAAUAUAAAACGUUUUGGUAAUAUCGAAUGGAUUUGUUUAACCUGUAACAGUCACUUGAAAGGGAAACUCCCACCUUCUGCAAUUGCUAAUGUUAUGAAAUUUCCUGAAAAACCAUCUUUCUUUGAUUUAAAUGAACUUGAAUGUCGACUUAUUGCCCCUAGAUUGGCAUUUCAAAAAUUAUUUCAGGCCCCCCGAGGUGGCCAACUCAAGAUUACUGGUAAUGUCGUUAAUGUUCCUGCAGAUGUCAACAGCACAGUAAAUAUGCUGCCUAGAUUAUCAGAUGAGACAGGUACUGUUAAAGUACAACUUAAACGAAGAUUACAAUACAAAAGUUCUGCACUUUCAAUGAACAUAAGACCACACCAAGUGAUGCAAGCAGAUUCUUGGUUGAUUAAUACAAGUCCUUUUUAUCACGAUUAAGGAAUCAUUAUCAACAGUAAUUGGUUGAGAAGCUUUCAAGACUCGAUGAAUAAAACCUCUGAUAACAUGGAAUUAUUGCACACUAAUGUAGAUGAUAAUACAACAACAACAACUUGUCAGUCUCUUGAAGAUGAAUGGAGGGAAGAUAAAGCCGAGAUAACAGCUGGAGUGACUUAUAGUAUGUUGACUUCUUCAGAUUUUGUUAAUGAUAGUGAAAGACAGCAAAUUUAUAAUGUUGCACUCGGUGAAGGUAAUAUACCAUUGAGUAUAUAUAGAGAUCUGUAUUCGGAAGAAAUGACAUAUCCAGGUACAUUUCAUGGACAAAAAAGACCAGGUGAUAAACAAAGCUAAGAAUUUGCAAGUGAAAUUCUUGCUUGGUCAAGCCCAAAAUGCCCUCCGAAAAAACAAAAUGGCCACAGAACACUAACUGCUGGAGACCUAAAAACUACCGAAGGUAUUUAAAGUCUAAUCAACCACGAUGAUGAUUUUAGAUUUCUCAAAACCCUCAGGGGCUCACCACCUUACUUUGAAAGAGCAAAAAAGGAUUUGUUUGCUAUGAUUUGACAGUUUUUCAUCUGCAGAAACGAAAUGGAAUCAUUUAUUAAGAUUUCUUUGAAAACUUAUUGAUCACAAGGAUUAUAGUGAUGAAAAAUGGAAUAACCUCAAUUUGGAGGAAAUGUGUCGACUUAUUCAAAGUGACCCAGUAACGUGGGCAAGACAUUUUGAUUAUUAUUUCAAUACGUUGUUAAAUCAUUCAACGCUUUGAUGUCUGUCUUUAAGUAUAAAAGUUUGGUGGAUUAUAACUGCGAAGACCGGAUUGUGCGAUGUCUUUUAUCCGAGUCCUUAUGAAUUCCGGGUAGAAUCCAGAAGGCUCAUAAAUGGGUUCUUGCUUAAUCUUGGAGUAUAACAUUUCAAAAGCGUGAGAAGGUCUAUUUAUAUCAGAUCUAAGGUCUAUAACCGAUCUUUGUGAGAGUACGAUUCGCAUUGAUCUUAAAGUUGUAGAAGAAAUGCAUUUGCUAAGAAAUGACUGUAAAGUAGAUCUUUGUUUUACUCCUUUGUACAUGCUAAAUCACACUGAUUUGAAAAUUUCUUUUCUCAAUGCAAGCUCUUUGCACAAACAUAUUGAAGAGGUUAGAAAAGAUAUAAAUUAUUCGUCAGGCGACAUCCUAAUUUUUACUGAAACAACAUUUAGUGCACAGGAUCCUGAUGAAAUGUAUGCGAUUAGGGGGCUAUGAGUUAUACAGAAAUGACGACAUUUCGAAUAAUAAUCGUCGAUAUCACGGAGCAGCUGUAUAUUUCAGACUUUCCAUGAUGACAGGAUAUCCAUGUGUAAGAAACUAUCAUGGAAUCGAGCUAACUUUGAUGAAGACAUAUGAACACCCAGACUUAAUUGUAAUUGCUAUAUACAGAUCUCCAACACUUGCACUGUCCUUCUUCACAGAUUUUAAUCAUUGGCGACUUUAAUGUCAAUUGGCGUGAUGAAGCAGUACGAAGGUCACUGUACAAUCUCAUGAUCAAUGAAUAAGGUCUCGAGCAACUUAUAUCUAGUUCUAUUACAGAUAAUGGAACAUUGAUUGAUCACGUCUAUACAAAUUUGAUGGAAGAAGAUAUCCAAACAAGUACUCUUGAAACUUACUUUAGUGAUCACAAAGCAGUUUGGGAUUCUGUUAAGGUCAGCUGCAAUCUUAAAGAUAAAUAAACUCUCGUGAAGACGCAAGAAAAAUACUGAUAUCAUCGUCUCAUUUUGCUGUUGUUAGGUAUCUACAUGUUAUGCUAUAAUCUCGUCAUUGAAGCCUUCAAUUUCAGACCUAAAGCGAGUUCUUUCACUUAACGCAGCCUGGAACUACUUGAUUCAUGAUAACAAUGUCUACUUAUUGCCAAUCAAUGUCGUAAACAAGUUGUGUAAUGUUGCUAGCAGAUGUAUGAAAUUGUUCAAUUUCUGGCAAAGUGAGAUAUAAUCGAUGGAUGUUGCCAACACACCUUGCAUUCUUCUGGAUCACGGUUAAAAAUAUCGAUUCCGACUAACCGUUCCUAGACAAAAAAAGUCUCGUUUCCACAAUUACAUUUAGAAAAUGUAUAAAAUCCGAGGUCUCGUUCAUCUCCCGUUUCGGGAGUCAAUCCAUCCCGGCUCUCAUAUAAACAAGCGCUUUUUGUGUCGCAUAUACGUAAGAGAAGAUUCGGCCAGCAAUGACUGGGAACAAAGCUUCUAAACAAGCUUGCUUGUUUUGCAAAUUAAAAUAUAUCGCUUAGUCAA
Messenger RNA from Xenia sp. Carnegie-2017, 3786 nucleotides. RefSeq lists its product as uncharacterized. Lineage: Eukaryota; Metazoa; Cnidaria; Anthozoa; Malacalcyonacea; Xeniidae. The transcript is spliced from 2 exons. The coding region runs from base 522 to 1532 and encodes 336 amino acids. The record is from RefSeq and is a predicted model, not a curated record.